AUGCCUCGCAUCUUCUCGACUCUUGUUGCUGCGCUUGCAGCCAGCACAGUGCAGGCUUCUCUUGACAUCGUGUCCGGCGCAACAUGGACAGCUGGAUCUGACUUUUCAAGUGAGGUUGAUGGAACCUACUACAUGAUCGGCGAGGACAAGACCGACGGAACAUACUUCCAGAACGUCAACUGCUACUCCUCCACCAAUCUCGUCGAAUGGACAUACCGAGGCGCGCUCCUCUCUCGCACCAGCGAAGCAGGCGACCUCGGCCCCAACCGCAUCGUUGAAAGACCCAAGGUCAUUUACAAUGACCAGACAAAGAAGUAUGUUCUUUACAUGCACAUCGACAGCCCAGACUACAAGGAUGCGCGGGUUGGUAUCGCAACUGGUGAUAGUGUAUGCGGCAAGUAUACGUAUCACCGAAGCUUCAGACCUCUUGGUAAGCAGAGUCGUGAUAUGGGACUUUUCAAGGAUGAUGAUGGGUCUGCAUAUCUCCUGACUGAAGACCGAGAGUAUGGAACGCGAAUCAUGGCUUUGUCAGAUGACUACCUCAACGUCACUGAGAUCACAUACGAAUGGCAGUACUUUGCCGAGUCCCCUGCCAUGCUGAAGCAGAACGGAUACUACUUCAUCUUCGGCUCUCAUCUGACUGGAUGGAAUGCCAAUGAUAAUAUCUACAGCUACGCCAAGUCAAUAUCUGGUCCAUGGUCGAACUGGACCGAGUUUGCACCUAUUGGUUCGAAGACCUAUCAAAGCCAGGUCAGCUACAUUCAGCCUCUUGGUAACGGUAAUGCCAUAUACAUAGGUGAUCGCUGGGUCUCCACAAACCUGGCCGCCAGCACCUACGUCUGGCUUCCCCUCAAGGUUGAUGGCAACAAAGUGACACUCAGCUGGUACGACUCUUGGUCGCCGAACCUCUCAAAGGGAACUUGGUCCGAGACAACUAUGACAAAGAUCGAGGGUGAGACUGCAACGAUGGGUAAUGAUGCCAGAGUCAUCUCGUGCAGUGAAUGCAGUGGCGGUAAAGCCGUCGGCUACAUCGGAGGUGACAAGAAAGGUACCCUUACCUUCAAGAACAUCAAGAGCUCUGGAGGUACAGCUACUAUCAACGUCAAGUACCGAAAUGGCGACACCGGAUCACGAUACGCAACCGUCAAUGUCAACGGGGAAUCUCAGAAGCUUGCGUUCUUGUCUACCAGCCACCUUUCUCAGACGGGACUCAGCAGGGGUUUCUUUGAUCUGAAGGAGGGGUCAGAUAACACGAUCACCAUCUCUAACGAUGAUGGAUGGGGUCCGGAUGUGGAUGCUCUGAUGCCGCCAGCGGCAUAA
Messenger RNA from Fusarium musae, 1320 nucleotides. RefSeq lists its product as uncharacterized. Gene Ontology annotation, molecular function: hydrolase activity, hydrolyzing O-glycosyl compounds. The coding region runs from base 1 to 1320 and encodes 439 amino acids. The record is from RefSeq and is a predicted model, not a curated record. Gene Ontology annotation, biological process: carbohydrate metabolic process. NCBI's taxonomy places the organism in Eukaryota, Fungi, Ascomycota, Sordariomycetes, Hypocreales, Nectriaceae. The transcript has 4 exons.